This is a messenger RNA of Schistosoma bovis, 2681 nucleotides long. The record is from the annotation of a GenBank genome assembly. Lineage: Eukaryota; Metazoa; Platyhelminthes; Trematoda; Strigeidida; Schistosomatidae.
GCCAAUUUGAAGCUCAAGGUCAUUGGUAUGGAUAACCUUGACAAGUUGCUUACUUCUAUUAUUGCGAACGAAGAAUUAGAGAGAAAGCUCUCAAAAUCUGACAUUAAUGAACAAUUCAUAACUUGUUUGGUGGAUAAAUGCAAAUCAUUGGAUCCAAAAUCGGUUUCUUUUCAAAAUGACGUCAAAUUCUCCGCUUUCAUAUCUGGUUUCGUUGGAUGUUUGAAGGCGUGCUACGCCUACUUUUCAGAUCACAUAGCUGAGUUGGCUGACGGAUAUGGAGCAUGUGAAGAGCUCGAUCUUAUGCCUAAUAAUGGAAAUCCAUCUAGUUUUAUGAGCUCUUUGUUUGCUACACAAUGCUGGUUUUUUGUGGUCAUAAAACACAACUUCUCCAAAGCUGAAUUACUGACGUCAAGUCUUCUUGGACUUGCUUGCAGAGAGCUUAUGUGUCUUGCUCAGGUGGCCGACAAUCUAGGCGAAUCAUUCAGUCUUCCUGUGUGGAAAUUCAGUUCUAGUAUUAUGAAACAGUUCAAAUGUGAGAUUCGCAACCAUGCACGAGAAACCUCUAAAAAUGAAAAAAGGUCGUUUGAAAAUGAUCCUGAAAGUUUUUUUGGAAGUAUAUUGAAUUCUGUUGUCCACUCGUUGCGCUUUUACUAUAAUAAAUGCAGUAUUUCAUACCUGGGAGGAGUGAAGUCACAUGAAAUGAACGUGGAGAAUACCGAAAAUAAUGUACAGAUGUUAAGUCUUCUUAGUCGGAUAUUCACUUUCUGUAUUCGGGAAUUUACAAAAGAGAUUCUAACUCCCGACAUUAAUUCACAAGCAGUAGUUACUUUUAUGGAUUGGCUCUCAUGGACAAUCAAUGUAUCCUAUGCCGGUGGAUUAUAUCCAUUAGGUUCGAAAUUUCCUGUCAGAAUUGGAGAAGAAAUAAAUAAUCCAUUUUUCCUUUCUAUUGAUAUUAUUCUAUCUCACAUGAUAACUUUACAUCCACCAUAUGAAAGUCAAGAAGAUUGUUCUAUUUUUGUCCAAGCCAUAUCUCAUUCAGAUUUUGAUGCACCAGUGAUUUGCCGAAUUUAUGGUAAAAUUUUAAGCAAUAUUUCUCGACAUCCUAGUUUUUAUUCUCGUUGGAUGAACGAUACUUUCAAUAUUUAUAAAGAAUUAUUUGAGGCAUGUGGAAAAAUCGAUUUAUCUGAUAAAAAUGAUGAGACUACUGAUGAGAAAUAUCCAUGUUCUGGAGAGUUUUACACAACUCUUUUACAACAGAUUUGUGCUUCAGUUUGUGGUUUAUCUAUGGUUUGUUUUCCUUAUCUGGAGACAGUUCUGCUUUCGUCAGUGCUAUCUGAACAUCCUCUGGUUCACUUGUUAGCAAUGGAUGUAUGGUGCUUCGUUGCCCGGUACGGAACAGGCGAUCUCUGUUUGCAUUAUGUCACACUGUUGACGAACGUUGUAAAUAAAGUUGCAAGGAAAUUACAAAUGAAGAAUUGCAUGAAUGAAUCCCAAUCACUUAGUUUGUCGCAUACUGUAUCUCGCCUUAGUCAUCUACUUUCAAGGUUGAUUGUUUUUCUUACACCUAAACAACAAAAAGUUUAUCUUCAUCAAAAUUCAAUUCAAUUUAUCCAUAUGAAUUCAAACAUAGAUUUGAUUAGUUCAACAUCUGGUUCAUUAAUUUGGUAUUACGUUCCUAUUCCAAUAAGUCGUUUACAAAAGGUAUCAACUAAUAUCAUUGAACAACAAGUAAAUGAACGACUUCUAAAUUUAGACAAGUUAUUUGAUUUAACUAGUAUGACAGUCAAUUCAUCUCAGAUUCCUUAUUUAUUAAUAGAAGUAUGUCUUGCUCUGCGUUUAUUUAAUUGUUUAUCUGAGCGACAUAAAAAUUCUUGCAUACGAAUCAUUGUGAAAUGUAUCCACUUUCUGCUUCAAUAUCAUCUGACCGAUGCAGCAAUAGAGAAUUGUUCACAUCCACACUCUUCUACGUUUUUAAAAUCCUGGACAUUACAACCGAUUUCAGCUUUGUUAGUUUGUUUAUCUAUUUGGUUUCCGAAAUUAUGCACUAUUUCUCUCAAUGAUCCAAAUCUUCGACCGGAUACGGAGAUAUUAAAAGAUCUUGUGAAAUUAUCAUUUUAUUCGGAUUCAACCUCUUCUGUCCUACCAAUCUGUUCGUUUUCGAUAUUUAAUGCAUGGAAUUCAUGGCUUAAUUGUUCUAUUACACAAGGUUAUCUCCAAACAUGGUUUGAACAACUAAAGGUUAAUAUUAAUCAUUUUGAGUCGAAAGUUCAAGUUGAUCAGAUUGCAGAAGAUAUUUUCAAAUCCUUGCGAAAGAGAAUUGAUUCGAUAAGUCUAACUAAACAUACUGUCCACUCACCCCAAUUGGAUCGAAUUUCUUCAAGUAGUUGUUUUAAUGUUGACAAUAAUAAUUAUAUAAAUAAUGAUGGCGAUGAUGAUGUUGUCAUAACUAAGUGCCUACGUGAUAUGUCAUCAGUAGUGAAUCGUUUAAAAUCUGUUUGGCCACCAAAAGGUCCUAACAAAUCAGUACAUUUCAACGAAGCAAGGAAUAUUUUAAACAUCUUAUCUAAUUUCGUAUAUACCAGUUGAUUGACUAAGUGACUGGCUAUUUUUUUUACCCACAUAUAUUUGUAUUAUUUCAUUGUACAAAACCAAUAUCAAAUAAAUAAAACCUUUUAAAUUUA